GAGAGGGAGAAGGGGACAGAUUGCUAGCCAGCUAGCUUGGAUUCUAACGAUUAUAGAAACGUGGAUAUGUUGCACAGGGGCGGCUUUAUUUCAUAAACCCCAUAUUGGAUACCUGUUUUUCGCGAAGAGGCCUGGACCGGUCGUUUUUAACUUAACAAUCUGACAUUUUUGCUUUGAUUGUAGCUAACCAUCGCGCGGUGUAGCCACCACAUUACAGCAGCGCCAGCCGGAGUCCGUCUCCUAAACAAGAAUGGGGUCUAGGUCCACAGCACUGCUUAGGUAAAGUGACCUUUGGUUGUGUUCUAUAAAUGGCCAAUUUGAUGAAUUUCCAAGAAAACAAAGCUGCUAUGUUGUUGGUGGAGACGCAACAGAGGGGCAUCGGGACGACACCAGCGGCUACGGCAGCCAACGGCUACACCUCAAUUGGGGAACCCCCUUCCCCGUUAUUGAAUAUCUGCGGUGGCAGUGGAGCUCGUUUUCAUCAGCACAUGCCGCCCUCCAACCACCACAGCCACCAUCACUACCCCCAGAGCUCGCUGCCCAAAGAACAACGCCCGCUGUUGCACCACUAUCCGGCGGCGACACAGCAACAGCAGCAUACUCUCUCUGGUGAAAACAUCCCAGGGUCCCCGGUAAGGAAAGCCUCGUUGUCGUCUUUGAACCUGGUACAUGAGGACCCCUCUGCUAGCCACCACGCACUCGCUGCAUCGGUGAACGCGGCGUCGGCUGCAAUUCAAUUGGCUGCGAAUGCUAACGUUAGCGUCGCUACCUCAGGGGUCAUGGACGACAUUCGGAAGUGUGGCUACCUACGGAAACAGAAGCAUGGACACAAGAGGUUUUUCGUUCUGAGGGUGGCGAGCCACCUAGGCCUCAGCCGGCUGGAGUACUAUGACAGCGAUAAAAAAUUCCGCAGUAGUCUGCGGUCUUCAGCAGCAGCCCCGAAACGGGUGAUCUAUCUGUAUCAGUGCUUCACCGUCAACAAAAGAGCGGAUUCCAAGAACAAACACCUCAUAGCCCUCUACACUAAGGAUGAGUACUUUGCCAUUGUGGCUGAAAACGAGCAGGAGCAAGAGGACUGGUAUGUAGCCCUGAGUGAACUAAUGAGUGAGGGGAAAAAGGGGCAUCUAGACUCUGACGAGUUGGAUGAUGGCUAUGGUACAGUCACACCAGGUACGGUUUUCAAAGAGGUGUGGCAGGUGAAUGUGAAACCCAAAGGUCUGGGUCAGACCAAGAACCUCACAGGUGUGUAUCGUUUAUGCCUCUCUUCUAAAACUAUCCAUCUGGUCAAACUAAACUCUGAGACACCGUAUGUCAACCUCCAGCUAAUGAACAUCAGACGAUGUGGACACUCAGAAAGCUUCUUCUUCAUUGAGGUGGGUCGGUCAUCCUCCAUAGGACCAGGGGAGAUAUGGAUGCAGGUAGAUGACUCUGUCGUGGCUCAGAACAUGCACGAGACCAUCUUAGAGACCAUGAAGGCUCUGAAGGCCUUCGCAGAGAUCCGCCCUAGGAGUAAAAGCCAAUCAUCCGGCUCCAACCCCAUGGCGUUCAUCACCACCCGCCGUCACCUAGGCAACCUGCCACCGAGCCAGACUGGUCUCCAGCGCCGCUCCCGGACCGAGUCGGCAGUCGGUACGCCACCAUCGAGUAAGAGCUCCGGUGCCAGUGGCUACCGCUUCAGGACGUCAAGUGAAGGUGAAGGGACGAUGAACCGGCCAUUCCGGUCUGUUACCGGCAGCCUGAUCCACCUGAACACCGCCCGGAUACACCUAGGACGCCAGGAGGGAGGGGGAGGGGCAGGGACCACCGGGGGAGGAGGGCGCUACGCCAGGGCGCUACCGGGCUCCAACUGCCACACCCGCUCUGCCUCGCUCCCCGUCUCCCACUUCUCCUCCACCACCUCCCCCGUUAGUGUGUCCAGCAGCAGCGGUCAUGGCUCAGUCUCUGACACCCUCACCCGGCCCUCCAGUUCGUCCAUAUGCGGCUCCCCCUCUGACGGAGGCUUCAACUCCUCAGACGAGUACGGCUCAAGCCCCGGAGACUUUCGCUACUUCCGAGUCCGUAGCAACACACCCGAUUCGCUGGGCAACACCCCACCAAUCAGAGAAGAGAACUGCCUGAGUGACUACAUGGCCAUGGGCUGGCACCGCGAGGUGUUUGGAGCGGGCGGCGUGAGUAGCUCCGGCGGUGCCGAGGCCCCCCUCCGGGACGAGAGCACGUCGACGGACGAAGACCGGUCUCUGAGGCGGCGGACACACUCGAUCACGCGGCCCGGGUGUCAGGGUGGUGUUGCCGGCGGUAGCAGCUGCGUGGCUGUGUACCAGAAGAUGACCCAGACCACCUUCUCACAGGACGAGUUGGUGUCUGUGGAAGAGGCUCUGUCUCUGGGCCGCACCGGCAGCAACAAACAACCUUCCUCCACCUCGUCCUCCCUCCGCUCCGACUACAGCUCCUGCUCCGAGCACAGCCAGGGCAGACCUCCUCCUCUUUCCUCCUAUCCCUCCUCCUCGGCCAAGGAGGACAGUGGCUAUAUGCCCAUGUUGUGCGGGGUGGCAGCCUCACCCCGUGACACCCCGGAUUACAUGCCUAUGCAACCGAGCUCACACUCUCAUCCCCAUCACCAGUCUCUCUCACACCCUCCCCAUCCCCAGCCCUCCCACUCUCCCCAGGCCUCUAGUCCAGCCCACCAGCUCCAACCCCACCAGCCAACGGACCCACAGGGCUACAUGAUGAUGCUACCAGGGGGACCGAGCUCCUCUUCUCCAGUCCAGGCCUCCCCAAGUCCCCACAGCAGUAGCAGUAACAUGAGUCUGGGUGUCGGUAGUUCUGGUAGUAUAGUGGAGCGGCCUGAGACUGGAGAGUACAUGGACAUGUCGUACAGCAGUGGAAGAGGAGGGAACGCGACAGGAGGACGGAAGCUCUCCAACGAAGGAGGAUACUACACACUAAGCAAUCCUGAAGGUACCCCUAAAUCAUACAGUCCCUACUUCUCCCUGCCUCGCUCCUACAAGGCCCCCGUCGCCAGAGAUGGUGAACAGAGAAAAUGGGAGCAUGAGGAAUACGUGCCUAUGAGCUCCCCGGCUAAACCCAUCUACUCCCAGGUCACUGGCGUUACGACAAAGGGUUUCAGUAGUGGGGGGUCAGACACCCCUCACGCCCACCACCCCCCGCCCUACGGUGCCCACCACCAAGCAGCUCGAGGUGACCGACGAACGACUGCGGUUCGGCCCAACCGCCUCCCCUUGGGCCGCCACAGCUUCCAUGGGUCGCUGAGGGUUAGUGAGCCAGCUGCUGCCGAGGGACCCUCCAGCCCCGGCGAGUACAUCAACAUCGAGUUUGGGGAUCCCUACGGACCCCCCACAUCCUGCCCUCUCUCUGACCAGUACGUCUCACCCUCGAUGGGCUCCGCUGAGCAGCGUCACUCCCCUCCCCAGAACCAGGACUAUAUGAGUGUAGUGGUUGGAGGUGGGUGUGAUGAUGGUUGCCGCCUGACUAAGAACCAGUCCCCCAGACCCUCUCUGGUGGCCCCAUGGAACCCACCCAGCUACAAUCGACCACUGACCGCCAAUUCCUCCCUGAGCGGAGCUCCUGGCUCUUCUGGAGCUCACUGGCGGACGGGAACAGAUGACUACACAGAUAUGACCUUUAACCUUAGCAAUGAUGAGGGGUCGCGGGAGUCACAGAGUAGCCCCACAGCUAUGCUGCAGCACCUGUGUGUGAUGGAGGGCCGGUACCCCCCUACCUUACUCCCCCACACCAUCAGCCCUCCCUCAUCCUUCAGCCCCCAGCCUGAGCCCCCCAAAGUGGUACGUGCUGACCCCCAGGGGCGACGCAGACACAGCUCUGAAACCUUCUCCUCCACCCCCGGAGAAGGCAGAACCACAAGCUCCAGCACCAGCACCAAUCCCCCUCGCUCAGCCAACCCCUCUGCCAUCAACGGAGCUCUCCUGGCCGAGGGCUCCAAGUGGGCCAGCUCUGGCUCCUUUGACAGCGUGUGGAUGUGUGUGGAGGGAAUAGGGGUAGAUUUGGCCGGUUUUCCUGCCCAGCCAGGGCCCUCUGAUCUGGGCAUGGACUCAGCCUCCUCUGGGGGCCCUCCUGGAGGACAUAUGUGCAGAAAUGUGCCUGUGGGAUAUCAGAACGGCCUCAACUACAUUGCCCUGGAGCUGAGAGAGGACCAGGAAUCUAACACACUCCCCAUACCACAGCAGCAGCAGGGGGGAACCGGGCUAACCCCCAAUGCCCCCUCAGCUGGUAAUGUGACUGUGCCGGUAGCGGAGAACAACGGCGCCUAUGCCAGUAUAGACUUCACCAAGUCAGACGGGAUGACUGCCACGUUCACGGAAUGAAGAUGGAUGGAGGGAUCUGAUCUGAGAUGGAGUUUCUGUGGUGUACCCCUCUAGCUAAAUCCCUCCACCGCCACCCUUUGACCUCGACCCCAAGGCUGGCCCUCCGCCACCACCUUUCAGCCUCGACCCCAAGGCUGGCUCACAAGGUCACGCCCCCUUUGAACCACAACACCACGAAGACGGCAGAAGACAGAAGGCGCUCGCAUUUUAGUCUUUAUAUAUAUAUAAUUUUUUCUCUUUUUUUCGUCAGUGGCUGGUUUUGAGGCUGCUCUCUCUCUCGUCGUUAAAGGACUUUAGAUAUAAAAACAUUAUUUCUGAUCUACAGCACAAAAAGGGAGCUUCGCUCAAACAUGGUAUCGCUGUAAGUUAAUAAUAAUAAUAAUAAUAGCCAAAUAAUACAACUCUUAGACUGGGUUGAGACUGGUCAGUAGAGUUUACUCUAUAAAGUAUUACUCUUAUCUUAGAGUUUACUCAUCUUCUCACUGAGAAACUGCUACAUGUAUUUAAAGCCACAUAGUGCAUUUGUUAUCCUGACAUGGUUUAUUUAGUAUUUUUCUAUUAGCAGAAAAGGGUACUGGACUCGACGAUAGUCCCAAUAUUUUCCAUAAAAGACGCAAGUACUUUAUUUCCACUCAAGGGCCUUAUUAGCACAGGUCUGGCUCAGAUGUAUGGAGAUAUAUACACAUACACACUUUCACUUGUCUGUGUUCUUCAGGCCACAGCCAGGGCCGUAACCAAGGUUUUUGUGAGGUCUGGAUUUUUUUUUUUGAGGGGGUGGGCGUUGAAGCUCAUUUACUGCAUUUCUGUACAAUUCAAAAAAAGCUAUUUGUAGAACAGCAAAACAAGCAAAAAUGACCACCGCCAUUAUCACCUUGGCUGCUGAAGGUUCAUUCAUUCACCUCAGUCGAUCUACAAACGUAUAUUAGCUAUACAAUUGUAAUGUUAUAUCCCUGAAAGGGGGGGUGAAAUAGGAGGAAUGUUUCAAAUUGACACACAGCAUCGGCAACUGUUGAGUCAGUUGUAAUGAUGAAUUGAAGAAAAUCACAUUUUUACUUCUCUUUUCUCAAAUUACAUAGCAUUAACGUUUGUAUCCCUAGGCAUUACUAAUCAAGCUCUGCACAAACGCAUCAAAGGAGCACACAGAUCGUAUUAUCACAUGCACAUGAAUUAUUAGAAUAUUAUGAUUCUGUAUCAAUAUCCAGUGAUGUAGUGGUAAAAAAAGUGGGUAAUGGGUAAACCAUAAACUCCAGGGGUAAACAGUUACCAAUAUAAAUUAAAACGUAUGUCAUUUUUAGUGUAUUGUAUUGUUUGCAUUUCGAAUGUAAUGUCGGCCUAGGCCUGUAGGGAAGGUGGGCCAUGUGGAGAUGUUCAUAUUGAAACAUAUAUAUUUUAAGUUCCUAACCUGUUUAAAAGAUUAGUACAGAUUUUCUCAGGGGGGCCCAGACCCAAGUUUGGGAACCACUCCUCUGCUUCCAUUGCAGCCUGCCUCAACCUUAACACUUGAGUGCCACAUCACUGUCUGUUUCAGUAGCCUACUCUCUGUAAAGCAAAGUUAUUGUGAGAUCUUAACCUAUUUUUGUUUUUUUGCUCCUGUUGAGGUCGGCUUCGUUUAACAUUAGCUUCAUCCUUCUCGCUGGCCCCCGGCCUGUGCCACAAGAGGGCAAAGUUAGCUGUUUGAGAGCGUGGUGAAUGUGCUGCUUAAAAGGAAAAUCUGGGGAGGAAAAUCCAGGGGACGCAGGCGAACAUAACGAACAAACCACUGUUCCUGAUUCCACUCGUUCGCAAAGAAGCCGACGUGAUUUAAAAACAGCCAGAUCAAGAAUGUAAGCGUUCUGAAUAUUGCUUUCAGCAUUGAUCAAAGCUCAGAUGUUGACCCAUAAUAGAUUAUUUUUAUUAGAAAGAAAAUGAGAGGUCCGGACCGCUGUGCAGUUACGGCCCUGGUUACAGUGACUGACCACACACACACACACACGAUGCCUCCUGUUGCAGUGACUGACCACACACACACACACGAUGCCCCCUGUUGCAGUGACUGACCACACACACACACACACGAUGCCCCCUGUUGCAGUGACUUACCACACACGAUGCCCCCCCCCCCCCCAAGGUGCAACAUACACACACCUCUGCCAGCCCCUAACUUCCCUGGUUACGCACCGCUGGACCCCUCCCAUUGCCAAGCAUGUAGGCUGGCUGUAGUUAGGGAGAGAUUGCAGGGGAGUGAGGGUCUAUCUGUUUUCAGGAUAUGCCAGUAAGGCACAAGUAAGGUCAAAUACGUUGUCUAAUAUGUUGCUUGGAAUCCGUGCGCCAUUUAACAGAGGAGUGAUCAAUUUACCAUCCUAACUGAAAGACUGCUGUAGGUUUUCCUCUUUAAUUUUCUUUCAUUUCAGUAUUUUGACUCGUGUGCCAUGCCUUUAAAAAAAUAUAUAUAUCCCUAUCCCUAAAAAAAAAAAAUGUACCCUCCUGUCUCCCUUCUGAAAGGCUGGAAGCAGUGAGUUCUGCUAGAGUACUGUUGUGUAUUUUUCUGUGCAAUCUCUAUCAGCCUUUUAUAUAGCUAACCCACUCUAUGGGUGUAGGUGGGAGGAAUGGGGGGGGCAGAGGGAGAUGAUGUUUGUGGCACUAUCGAUUGCGUGACUGGAGUGUUCAUUUUAUUCGCUCGCCUGAUUAUUCCCUCGCUUCCUUCCCCCUCUUUCCCUUCCCUCUUUUUCUAGAUCCCUUAGUCAUUUGAUAUGAUGACUGAACCAAAAUGUCAGUGAGAAGAAAAGAAAAAAAGAGCUUGACGCUUGUUAGGAAAGGGGGGGAGGGGGGGGGUUAGAAGGGCUCAAAAGUAUCAUGGUACGUCUUGUCGGUGUGUUAACUAAUGUAUGAAGAUGAUGAUGAUAUAUUUGUUGGUGCAGAAUAAUGGACUGUGGAAAAGGUUGACACCCACCCGAGUGUUAAAAAAAAAAAAAAACUUUCAACAACACGUCAGAUCCCAUUUGGUACAACCAAUGUCUUAUAUGGUACUCUUGCGGUGCACAGAACCUACUGUUACUGUAUGUUAUGGAAACUGAACCGUUACUAUACCUACCCAAGGCUGAAACCAUAGAACUAGAAUCCUCAUCAUUCUAAUUCUGUGGUUGAAACACAUUUUAAAGGCUGUACUACGAUUUCAUUUAGUUUUUUGGUUACGCUGCAGCGCUUUUCCGCUAUUAGAUUUGAACAAUACAAAAACUUUAUUUGGCAAGACUUUCUGUGAUUUAAGAAGUCUUACUUUAAUCAAUUAAAUAAAUCAAAAAAAAGGCUUGAUUAUCAAUACUCAUAUCAGCCUUGUUCUGUACUAUUUGGUGGAUGAUGAUUCUACUUUGUUCUGUUGAUCUAUUAUAGGCCAAUAUGGUCGGAUCCCACACUUCUUACACUCGAUGUAUUGGACAUGCAUUCUCAGUAGUGUGCUACUAGGUGUGCAUACUAAGUAGUAUGCUAGUGUGGAUGUUGGGACAGAGCCGUAGAGUUUUGAGUAAACAAUAAUAACAAACCUUUUUUAGGAAAUAAUGGGGAAUAUUCUAAUAACUACAUAAUAUAUUACAGAGGAACUACACGGUACUGCAUAAAUAAAUGUGCAACAGUAUUUUUAUUUUUGUUUAUCUACUUCAUAGAAAGAGCAGAAGUUAAAUCUCCAUAGUUUUUUUGGGUGUUGUGUUGAUACAUUUGAACACUUAAAGAAGGGGUUUAAAAUAAUUUUUAAGCUAAACGGAGACAGUGAGAGAAACUUGUUUUCAAGAGUAUGACGAUGUAGACACUUGGCAGUUUUGUAAAAAAAAAAAAACAGAAAAAUAAAAAAUUACCUCUGCCUGAUGUUUUUGUAACUUACUAUUUUAUUUGCUGCUGUGUAGUAUUACAAAAUAACCAGUUUGAAUGCUGUUGAUCUGAUGGCAACCAUGACGAUGUCAUUUUCAUUGCUACCUGUGUUUUCUUUCAGAAUUGAAUGGCAUUGUCAUUUAGCUUUAUGGAACAGACAGUUCUUCAUACGGUGGAGGUGUUAAUCCUCAUGUGCAUUAUAUUUCUCUGCAACGUAUGUCCUUAAGGGGGGAAAAAGGUGUUAAAACAACAAAAAAGAAGAGAAAUUAUUUAAAUAUGAUAGUAUUUUUUUCAUGUUAAUUGCGCCUCUUUUUUUUUCUCACUUCAUGGGAGAUGAGGUGAAGUCCUAGUGGAGGAAUUUGAAGCACAGUGUUUAUAUUUAUCCAAUUUUUUUUGCUUUCAAUAGAGCUAUUGCAAUAAAAGUGUUAAUGUACAUCUUA
This is a messenger RNA of Oncorhynchus masou masou (cherry salmon), 8620 nucleotides long. Its product is annotated as insulin receptor substrate 2-B-like. The record is from RefSeq and is a predicted model, not a curated record. Lineage: Eukaryota; Metazoa; Chordata; Actinopteri; Salmoniformes; Salmonidae. Gene Ontology annotation, cellular component: cytosol; plasma membrane. Gene Ontology annotation, biological process: insulin receptor signaling pathway. Gene Ontology annotation, molecular function: phosphatidylinositol 3-kinase binding; insulin receptor binding.